AUGACCAAGAAGAACAAGCAGACUGCGUCAUCAGUUGAAGACCUCGUCAGGUCCUGGACUGUUGGACCUAACGACAUUGUGAGAGUGAGUAAGACGUGCAGUGCGAGUGGCAGUUCCUGUCUCAGAGCAGCCCAGGAGUGUGCCCAGUUGAGAGUCGGCAUCUUCAAACAGUGCGCAGAGAACACAGACCUCGUGUUCGUACAAGAGUACGAGAAGGUGUGCAUGAUGACGUACUGCUUCGCCUCCAUGGACAAGAGUCUCUCUUCUGAGGAGGAGAGGAGGGAGUUCAUUGAUGAGCAGCUGUGUGGAAUAUUUGAGUCAUACCACUACCAGUGUGUGUCUUCAUCUCUCUGCAAUGAUGAGUGGACCAAGUGCGCCAAAGUGUGUCAGAAGGAGAACGAGUACUUCACCACUCUGGCCCCCAGACACCAGGCCCACUGUGGCGAGGACCCCAACGAGUACUUGGAAAACUUCAACUCCAUUCAAGCACUGGAAGCUCUGCCUGGCUGUUACUGCGCUCCUGGGUUCUACCGAGAGGCUAAGGCGCCCCACGGCUGUGUGAAGGCGGAGGAGUGCACGUGCAAAUAUGGAGACAGAGACGACUACCUCAUCGGAGAGACUCACAGGAGUGACUGUCUCAUGUGCGUCUGUUCCAAAUACGGAAUUUGGGAGUGUGAGAGCCGACCUUGCAAGCGAAGCUGUUCAGUCAUCGGACAUCCCCAUUACACCACGUUCGACGGAGCCUACUUCGCUUUGGGCGCCAAAGAUGUCGAGCUGGUUCUGUUCGAAGAUUCCGACCAGCAGAAUUUCCGAGUGACUGUGACUACCACAAACCACCCCGACAGAGCGUCGUUGAGCGACAGUCCCGAAGGAUGUAGCGAUACUGACAGGUCCGCGUGUCUGAAGACAGUUCAGCUCUACGUGUACGAGAAUGGAUUCACGGACAGUAGCAAGAGACUGCAUGUCAAACUUGAGGGUGACGCAAUCGAGAUAGGAGAGGGAGGCCAGUUGUCCGAACCCCUUGGCGCCAGGGCCAUGGUUUUCAAUGAUCCUGAGAGCGACUGUUACCGAUACGAAGUGGUUCGGCCAAGUGGCACUGAAGGUCUCUACUACAAAGUGAUGAUCUUCUGCAAGAGCAGAGGUCUCAUCUCAAUCACAUACAACCAGGACAACCACGUGUUCGUCACAGCUGACAGCUCAUUCCAAAACUCACUGGAAGGUCUUUGCGGUAUCUACAAUGGACACUCAGGGGAUGACAAACAGUUCAGAGAGAGCCAGACAGGCUGUGGUUCCCUUCUCAACUGUGCGGAGGGCAUCUCAGUCACUGGCAGUGUGCCAGACUUAGAAGUGACCACGUGUCAGACGAAUCAGUUCGAAUCUGAGAUCGACAUCUGUGGAAAGAUGGACGCAGAUGGCAACGAGAACGCCAAGGCCUUCUUCCAGUGCCUCAACGACUACCUUGACCCCAAACUGUUCAUCCACCUGUGCGAACAGGACAUCUGUCAGGCGACCAUUGGAACCAGUGACCCGACUCUCAAAGCCAAAGCGGAUUGCAGUGUUUUCGAGGCGUAUGUUUUGGAAGCACUGAACAAGAUUGCGGCCGCAGAGGGCAAGGGGAAAGUGGACGAGUGCAUCGCCACUUUGGGAGGUGCCAGCUGGCAAGCGGCUGUGGGACUCGACAAAUGCUUGGUUGGCAAGACGUGUUCGGGUUCUCUGAAGUACAAAACGAGUGUGAAUCUGUGCAAAUUUGGCAGCUGUGACGAAGUCAAUCACUUCCACUCCAACGACACCUACAUGGCAUUCUGCGACAGGACUGUGCUGGACGGGUGUGAGUGUGAGGACUCCUCCUUCUACCUCAACUCUCAGGAGAGUGACAUGUGCACCAGUCUGGAGGACUGCAAGUGCAAGGGACAGGACGGAGACAUGGUCGACAACGGGGCUGUGUGGACUGUGGGAAAUGUACUCACUUUUUACUGUGAGGAUGGUGUGACCAAAGUGAAUGACUCUUGUCCGAGUGAGGAUGACGUCAUUGUCGAGUGUGCGGGAGAACUAGUCUACAAAUCAGACUUCAACUCGUGCCAGAAGACGUGUGCGGAUGUGCAGCUGGGAACACUUCACCACUCCUUCUGCGAGGAGGCAGACAGAAUCCCAUGUGGAUGUGUGUGUCCAGAGGGAAAGGUCAUGGUUCACUUGGGCACCAGUGGUGACGUGGCCUGUGUGGAACCAGUGGACUGUCCUUGCUUCUACGACGGGGUAGACUAUGCCAGUGGAGAGGACCACGCAUUUGGCUGUGCAGUGUGCAGUUGUGUGAGUGGGGGUUGGGACUGCGACUACUCCGCCUGUCAGGCAGUCUGCUCCCUCAACGGGGAGAGUCACGUGAGGUCAUUCGAUCAACUCCAGUACAGUCACCAGGGGGUGUGUCAGUAUGCGGCCAUGAGGGUCCACAAGGAGGGCACACAGGGACCCAUCGCAACUAUUUUGUCCAAUAACCAGCUCUGUGGAACAGCCGGACUAAUCUGUGCCAAAGAGAUCAGCGCCCGUUUCAGUCCGGGUCCCGGAUCAGGCCUCGAACUGACCUUGAGGAGAAACAGCCGACCAAAUAUCAACGGGGCUUUCAUGCCGGCAGAUGAAGAUGUUUUGACUGUUGAUCGACCUGACAUGACCUUUUCUAUCGUGUACAGAAAUGAUUUCGACACUUUUGUGACUUACAAUGAUAAGAACAGCGGAUUCAACGUAACACUGAGAUGGGACGGAAGUACCCGAGCAGCUAUAUUGGUGGAUAGGCGAUUCCAGUCCUCUUCCUCUGGAAGCGAUUUCACCUUCUCCGGUCUGUGUGGAGACUUCAACGGGAGACCAGGAGAUGACAUCAACGAUGCCGGGGUGACUGACUCCAGUGCCAUCUCCGAGUUUGUCAGCAGUCACAUUGUGGACACUUGUAGUGACCCUCCGAGUGAAUCUACCGACGAUGAGACAGUCAUGUGUAGGGACCAUCCGUUCCGACUGAACUGGGCGGUGGAGCAGUGCCAUGGCUUCAUUCACCAGGACAUGUUCGCUUCGUGUCGCGAGGCACUGGGAGAGGAGGUGGUGACCUCUUACUUCACAGCGUGUGUGGAGGACUCGUGCGAGUGUGACAAGGGAGGUGAUUGUGAGUGUCAGUGUGAACAGUUUGAGGAGUACGUGUCUGCUUGUGAAGCCAAAGGCAUGACUUACUACUCAUGGAGGAACCUGCACAAUUGCCCAAUUAUGUGUGAGGAUGGUAUGGAGUACAGGGAGUGUGGUCCGGUGGUGAGACCCCAGUGCAACAGUGGCUUCCUCGACUACAGUCUCAUGAUCCCACAGGACUUCUGUGCUGAGGGCUGCUACUGCAAAGACGGACUCAUCUACGAUCCAGCUGACGAGCAGUGCAAGAGUCCGGACGAGUGCUCAUGUGUGGCUCCCCCUGGAUACGGACUCCCGAAGUACAUCGCCAACGGAGAGUACAUCAAGGCACUCUGCAGAAUAUGCCAUUGUACUGGCACUGGAAACAUGACGUGCACCCCCAUCCCCGGCUGUGAAGUGACAUGCAAGACGCACGAGACCAACUGCAGCUCUGCCCAGGGAGAAACCGAGUGCUACUCGCCUCCGGGACACUGUGACGGAGUGUGCGACACGCCAUCCUGCUGCGACGAAUCGGAAUGUCAAGUGGAGACGUGUGACGGGCGUCUGUGUGACAACAACAUGACAUGUGUUUCUCAUGACGAGAUGUGUGAUGGACUCUAUCAGUGUUUCGACCAGUCCGACGAACAAGAAUGCGAGUGUGAGUGUGACGAGAGUGAGGAAUGGAUGUGUGGUGCCACUGGAGUACUGAACAAUGACGUCACUCACUGCCAGUGCAUCAACAUCACUCAGAAGUGUGACAGACAGUGCGACUGCUUCGACUGCUCUGACGAAGAAGAUUGUCACCCAUGUCUCAAAGCGGAAUACACGUGCACCAACAAUGGCUUCUGCAUCCCCGAGGACAGAGUGUGCGACGGGUGGCCAGAUUGUGGGGAUGCAUCGGACGAGGAGGGAUGUGCCCCUUGCAUGGACGAGAUGGAUGACGUCAUCGACGACAGGAUGCCAGCUGCCAAGUGCGAAGAGGGACACUACGUCGUCAUGGACCUCAAACCCGGAUCGGUUCUGGAUUCGUUUGAGAUCGUGGCCUCGCCCGCCACUGCCAUGUACCCCUCAUUUGUGAGAGUCUUCUUCCUCAACUCCACUGAGGCCAUAGAACAGCAGGACUCCGGCAUACUUCCCGACAACUCAGCUUCUGAGAAGGAGCUGUUCGCCCAGAAGAUAGAGAACUCGACUACUGAAGUGUCGUUCGAGUGGCAGUUCACGAAGAAUGAACAGUUCCCAGACACCACACGAGUCAUCUUCAAGUUCCUCAACCCUUGCGACGAAGAGGGAGUCCAGCUGGACAUCUCUCUACACGGAUGCACAGGAGUGUGCAGGUGUGAGGAGAUGGGACAGGGAGAGGAGGAGACCCUGGACAAUCCCGUCCUGGAGUGUGCAGAGGGCGAUAAGUCACUCAUCACCUUCGACGAGGUAAUCAUUGUUGAUCGGACAUUUGAAGAAAGUAAUGUAAAAAAGUCAAAAAUUUCAAACCCGUUUUCUCUACACUAG
Messenger RNA from Symsagittifera roscoffensis, 4644 nucleotides. RefSeq names its product SCO-spondin-like. Gene Ontology annotation, cellular component: extracellular matrix. The record is from RefSeq and is a predicted model, not a curated record. The coding region runs from base 1 to 4644 and encodes 1547 amino acids. Gene Ontology annotation, molecular function: protein binding. The transcript is spliced from 29 exons. Lineage: Eukaryota; Metazoa; Xenacoelomorpha; Acoela; Convolutidae.